UGUAUGUUGAGAUGGAUGAGGUCUGACUACUACUUUUUCUCAUUCGAUGCCCUAGCGCCUGCGACGAACAAGCAGAGAGAGCCGUCACUCCCACUGUUGCAGGUGAUAUGCUCGUCAAACUAUUUCUUUCCCGUUCGAUUCAGCUUUCUGUUCCUGCAUUGUUCUCUUUAAUGAUCUUGGUGAGCCAUGGUUUUUAGUAGUAGGUAGGGGCAGUAAGGGAGUUAGUUUACCAAAAUAAUGUGGCAUGAGAAGCAAAACAUGAUAUUCCCAGGUCAAGUAACGGGUCCUUCUGGGCCUCAGGUUACUCAUUUGAAGAACAUGUUACACCCAAUUCCUUCAGGUGUUCCUGAUACGAAUUUUCUUCCUGAAUCAGGAAAAAAAAGGAAAGCAACUACACUGGAUCAACAAGGGAACAGAGUUUUGGAUUAUUACUUACCUAUAGGAUCAGGUCCAAAGCCUAAGCUCGAUGUAGUUUCAGAGGUAAAUGUGCAUAAGAAUGCUGUGGAAAUGUUUUCAAAUCAGACUCCCCAAGAGCAUAAUGUUAGAUUAGAACAAUUUCGAAACUACCAAGUCCAUGAUCCGAGUAAACUUUCAGCAAGUUGGCAGAUUAAUGAUGCAAACUUUGCAAAUUCUGCUGUUGAAAAAGUGAAUAGUACAUCUUCCAUGUUACUACCUCAAUCCUUCUGUCAUAGUGGACCUUCUCCACUGCUGAAGUCAUCACUUGGAGAUUUUCCAGAAACUGGUUGGAGACCCCCAACAUAUAGUACAUUCAAUCCAGCUGAAGUCCCUAACUUUUCAUCAUACUUGAACCCAAAUGACGCAUGUAUGGGGAAGGCUACAUUUGGUCCUGCUUUGAUGGAUGAAGCAAACAAUGUUCAUGGGAAUCCUGUUACUUCAGGUAAUUUGACAUUGGAAAAACACCAAAUGUCCUCUGCAAAUAUGGGACCCUUGCGAAUGUCAGAGAAGAGCUUCAUUAAGGAUGACAAACUUGCUCAUUUUGUAAAUUUUGAUGGAAAAACUGUUGGGCAGGAUGUCACUAAAUUUGAGACUCCCAUGGAGAUGAAACAGAGUUGUCAAUCUCCAGACAUGGCAGAUAUCAAAGACGGCCCAAGCAAUGGAGCAGUCUCGGUAGAAACUUCUUUGUGCACUGAUAGAAAGGAAAGUGACAGGUCUUAUCAAAAUUCCCAAACUGAAGUAAGAUCAGAUACUGCCCCUUCAAAUAUGGGUUUGGAUGCUAAGGUGAAGGGUAAAGAUCAAGAUCUGGGAGAUUACCAUAUCAAAAAUAUAAGCAAAACAGAAGGACCAAGCAUGGACAUUGCAAAAUAUUCUUCUGGGGAAAAAGUUCCACCUGAAAAUGCUGGUUGUCCUGCCAAAACUCAUGUUGGCCCUGAACAUGAAUAUGAUCGACACAGUGGCUCUCCUAACUUGGGAGGAAGUAAGUCAAAUGCUGGAAAAGUAGCUACUACAAAUGCUGAAAAGCUCUGGGAUGGGUCCAUUCGGCUAAAUGCAUCUGUAAAUGUGUCAGCAGUUGCCUUCUUUAAAAGUGGUGAGAAGAUGCCAGAGGUCAACUGGUCUGAAUCUGUAGAAGUUAAAGGAAAAGUAAGAUUAGAGGCUUUUGAAAAAUUUAUCCAAGAACUUCCUCGUUCACGCAACCGUGGCUUGAUGGUAAUCUCACUUUGCUGGAAAGUUGGGUCUUCCAAAGCUGGACUCAAGGGCAUGAAGGAGGUUGCAAAAGGUUAUAAAGAAAGGGCGAGAGUAGGGUUUGCACAACUGUCUCCAGGUAUUGAUCUUUAUGUUUGUCCUCGAAGCGACACCAUAAUCACGAUACUUGCAAAAUAUGGCUUCUUCAAGGGCAUGGCAGCAGUUGAAGAUGACCAAGAUUCGUUAAUUGGCUGCGUUGUUUGGCGAAAAAACCGCAUAUCUUCAAAUUCUGUUUCAAAGAAGUCUGAGAAAAAGAAUGCUUCCUUGCCAGAAAAACCUAUUAAUUCCCCUUCGGACUCUCAGAAAACUGCAGAAGUAACUCAAAUAAUUUCUCCCACACAACCAUCUGAGGGUUCGAAACCUGGUUGUGAAACAGUGCCCUCAGCUACUGAGAGUUCUGGAAACAUGGGUAGUAAGAACAGGAUCGUCCAGUCUAGCAUGGUUCAUGUCAAAUCUGGUAGUCCAAUGUCCACUCCCACCCAAAAUAACACUCCCAUUUCAGUGGGAUCCCAAGCUGCUUCACAUGCUGAAGCAAGAUCUCCUCAGGGUCCUAUGGAACAGUCAAUGGAAGUUGAAAUUCCCCCCAGGUGUAGCUCAAAACCUGAAAAACCUGAUUCAAGUUCAAAACCUCUGAGACAUAUUCCUCCCAUUCCAUCUCAAAAAGUGAAACAGAUUCCCCUUGCUCCUCCUGAUGAUGAUGAUCUUCCUGAAUUUGACUUCAGAACCACAAGUGUGGUUUCUCAAACUCCACCCAAGUCUCUCUUGUCCUGUAACAGUGUUAAUGUUUUAGAUGCCAUUCAACUUGUCAAAAAACUGUCUGCAGAAGGAAUCAGGAAUAUUGAUGGGUCCAUGCUACAAAAACUGCCUGUACAGCCAAAGUCAGUUACCAGCCACCAAGGACCACAAAACCCAGCUUUCCCAGGAAUUAAAUUGGAUACCAACCAAGGAUCCCAACCAAAAAGAGUUGGAGAUCAUGAACCACAGAUGCCAUUGUUACAUCACAUAAAGGGAAAGCCGGUUGAGCAUAGCAAUGAGGUACCAAAACCAGCUAAUUUUGCAGCAAUUUUCCCACAAAAAAACCUUUGGAAUGAUGAUGAUAUGCCUGAAUGGUGUCCCCCAGAUCUAGAGCAUGAGAACCGAUCACCACCAGUUGCCAGUAUUAGACCCUCAAUCCCCAAUAUCCGGUGUUCAGUUCCCAAUCCACCAUUGGGAAAGGUACCACCAGUUCCACCUCUGCCACUUAUCCCUUCAACAUCUCAAGUUCUAAAUCAUCCACUACCACAUCUCCAAGGAUCAAUUGGUGGGUUUCCACAUUGUCCCGUAACUAUCACAGUGAAGCCAGCACAACCAAGAUCUGUUGGAUUUAAUCAGAGAUGUCCAAGUUCUUCAUUUGUUCUCAAUCCUAACCCCUCUUUGAGACCAGGGUCCAAUCCGUUUGAUGUGCAACGUUCUACUGGAUCUCCUGGUUGGAGAGGUUGGAGGCGGCCUUGACAUUUUCUCAUGGGGGAAGGGAGGCAGAGUGGUUAUCUGAGGGCUAAGCAAAGUCGGAUAUAAGUGGCGGUCUUAGGCCAACAGGUAUUCUAGAUCAUUAACUUGUAGAAACAGUGAUCCCCAAUAUACAUGAGAUUUUCAAGAGGAUGAAGUGUUUUAUGUGGAAAUCUCACUCUGUACAUAAAGGCAUCAAGUUGACUAAAACUCGUGAGAUUUAAGGGUUA
Messenger RNA from Nelumbo nucifera (sacred lotus), 3416 nucleotides. RefSeq lists its product as uncharacterized. The record is from RefSeq and is a predicted model, not a curated record. Lineage: Eukaryota; Viridiplantae; Streptophyta; Magnoliopsida; Proteales; Nelumbonaceae. Gene Ontology annotation, cellular component: nucleus. Gene Ontology annotation, biological process: DNA-templated transcription.